UCAGCAGCAGCCACACCGCUUCCUCCUACCCGCCUCAUUGAUCAUCACAGCCGCUUAAGACACGCGCACACCGCAUACACCCAGACCGCCUCGCCCUCUUGGCCGCCCCCCUCUGUGUAUCUCUAGAAGAAGCAACAACAGCCGACGACGACGACGUAUACCCGUACCGCAUCACCGCCCUCCGCCCUUCCGCCCUCAUCACCGCCAACAUGGUCGACAUUCAGGAGCAAGACCAGUGGAUCUCACACCUCAGCGACUGCAAGCAGCUUUCAGAGGCGGAUAUCAAGAGGCUGUGUGACAAGGCCCGCGAGAUCCUCCUCGAAGAAUCCAAUGUCCAGCCAGUACGAUGCCCUGUAACAGUCUGUGGUGACAUCCACGGUCAAUUCCAUGACCUCUCGGAGCUGUUCCGCAUCGGAGGCAACUCCCCCGACACGAAUUAUCUCUUCAUGGGCGACUACGUAGACCGCGGCUACUACUCCGUCGAGACUGUAACCCUCCUCGUCGUCCUCAAGGUCCGCUAUCGCGAUCGCGUUACCAUCUUGAGGGGAAAUCACGAGUCGAGGCAGAUUACUCAAGUCUAUGGCUUCUAUGACGAGUGCCUAAGGAAGUACGGCAACGCGAAUGUCUGGAAGUACUUUACCGACCUGUUCGACUAUCUGCCAUUGACUGCCUUGAUCGAUGACCAGAUCUUCUGCCUGCACGGCGGUCUCUCCCCCUCGAUUGACACCCUCGACCACAUCCGCUCCAUCGACCGCAUCCAAGAAGUGCCCCACGAGGGUCCCAUGUGCGACCUCCUCUGGUCGGAUCCCGACGACCGCUGUGGGUGGGGGAUCAGCCCGCGAGGUGCAGGCUACACCUUUGGGCAGGACAUCUCAGAGGCUUUCAACCACAACAACGGGCUCACGCUCGUGGCUAGAGCGCAUCAGCUUGUCAUGGACGGAUUUAAUUGGAGCCAGGAGAGGAAUGUCGUCACAAUCUUCUCUGCGCCAAACUACUGCUAUCGAUGUGGGAACCAAGCCGCGAUCAUGGAGAUCGAUGAGAACCUCAAGUACACUUUCCUCCAGUUCGACCCAGCGCCGCGCGCCGGUGAGCCCUUGGUGUCCAGGAGGGUACCGGAUUACUUCUUGUAGACGGACAAGAAGGGGAAAAGGAAAAAGCAGGACAGUGCGGAGGGUAGAGAGGCGGAGAGAUCGGGGGUCGCGGUAGAUGAGAGACGGCAGGAACGAUGGUUUAGGAGGAGAGACGAAGGAG
Messenger RNA from Jaminaea rosea, 1251 nucleotides. Its product is annotated as protein phosphatase 2A. Gene Ontology annotation, biological process: mitotic cell cycle; peptidyl-serine dephosphorylation. The transcript has 5 exons. The record is from RefSeq and is a predicted model, not a curated record. The coding region runs from base 210 to 1130 and encodes 306 amino acids. Gene Ontology annotation, molecular function: protein serine/threonine phosphatase activity. Gene Ontology annotation, cellular component: cytosol. Lineage: Eukaryota; Fungi; Basidiomycota; Exobasidiomycetes; Microstromatales.